AUGUCUCCAACACCUGAAGAGGGGGAUCCCGUCGUUGUAAAGGAUUCAAGCAUCAAGGCGGAGGAUACUCCCGCUUCCGAAGCAAGCAAGAGGCAGGCUGCUAAGAGGAGGACCAAGACUGGCUGUCUAACAUGUCGCAAAAGGCGAAUAAAAUGUGGCGAGGAGAAGCCGGUGUGCAAGAACUGCGUCAAAGCAAAACGCGAAUGCGCCGGUUAUGUGCAACCACUCAUCUAUAAACAACAAGCCCAAGCUCCCCUGACCGCGUUUCCUAUCCCUACAGAGCGCUUUCUGUCGCUUCAGGGCGAAGGCAUCCCACCCAGCGGUUUCCUGAAUCUACGCCUGCCAUCCGAGCAGCAGUAUCUGGGAGGCUAUCACAGCCUCAACCCUUCGGUCCCGCCUCCUUCCCAAUCACGACCUUUCGAUGCCAGUUAUCAUGCGCUGCCUCAGCUACCCUCUAGCGUCGUGCCUUAUCCGGAUCCUCAGGCGGAAGCAGUUGAUGCAUGGCGACACUCUGUCGGGCCAAUGUACCAUGGGACAUCUGAAUCAAUGGGACAGAGUGUAUCUGGACCACCUGCGGCAUAUGGUCAUGAAAUAGCAUUCCCGACUUCUUCCUUUCCAACUGAUCCCCAGUCAGUGGGCCAAGUGGCAAUUCCAGGCUCUCAGGGGUUUCCAGUACCAUAUCAGAGAUUGCCUUCUGCUUUCCCUGCCUACCCGAGAUUUGCGCAGGGACACCAGACUCCAGUUCUUUUCCACCAACCACCUCCGCCGCAUGUACAAGCUGUUACUCAUGGAAGUAUAGAUGAUAACGUGGCUAGGCAAUACAGUGUUCAUGGCUUUAUCCAGCAUCCAUAUUCUGUACGAUCAAUACUGCCUCCAACUUCUAUGACAGCUGCAGACACCGAGCUUGCAACGGUUGAUGAUGACCUCAACGACCCCGACGACCCUUUCGACGUGGAGAUGGACGAAAGUGAGAUGUCUUUCCAAGAUGCUACGGACAACCUUACACAGAUACUUGAUCAGUCCGGACAGCAUAGUUGGUGGAACCAGAGGCCAGGAACCUCACGAAGAGUGCAAUCCGGGACUCUGGCAGAAUCGCGCCCUGCGAUGACCAUGUCACCGUUGCGGGAUGAGAAAAACGAGCGCACUUUCCGGCAUUUUGUCGAGAUUACAAGUCAAUGCGUUUCCAUAUACGAGAGGCAUCACUUCAGCCCUAUAGCCGCCCCGGCAAGGACUCUCUGGAAUUUCACGAUCCCAGCCAUGGCCUUGUCGCAUGCUGCACUUGCACACGCAAUUCUGGCGACGGGUGGACUGCAUCUGGCCAAGUUAUCCAAUUCAUCUGAAGACCCAGCCGUCAAACACUUCACGUACGCAGUUCGAAGAGUAGGAAAGCUUCUUAGUCUUCCCAGGCGACGUCAUGAGAUUGCGACACUGGCGACGAUUCUCGUGCUCGGCUUCUAUGAGGUUCUGAGCGGAGACCACUCGCGUUGGAACUUGCAUUUGUCCGGUGCCACUAAGCUAGUGUUGGAACAUGAUUAUGCUGGUAUGAUCCGUCAGGCAAGGCGCAUGCGACAGGGAGCGAAAGCAAGAGUGAAUCAGUGGACUGCUAAAUUCUCCUUGACACAGGAGAACUAUGGACGGGUGGCGGCGAUACCUCUUGCGCUUCUGGACGACAUCGACUGGGAGGUCGAUGCCACUUUAAUCAGUCGGUUGACAGGGUUUACUGUGGACUAUGAUCAUCAGGCCCAGCCAAACUUCGAAUCAGGAACGUGCCUAGUUGAUCUCUCUGAGAAGGAUGUCGAAGACCUCAAGACGAAAAUGGAUCUGAGGUGGUGGUACUGUAAGCAAGACGUGUUUCAAAGUUUGGUCAGUGGUGAUCCGCUCUUGAUGCCAUAUGAACACUGGAGAUACUGCCCUCCGAGAGGUCAGAUUGGGAGGGCCGACAAUCCCUACGCCACCUUUGAUCAUUUGCUUCUGGUCAUGGCCCGGCUGGCCGACUUUGGAGGCAAAGAUCGAUCCCGCAAGCAACGCGCAGUUGCCGCUCGAGGAGGCCAAUGGACACCACCCAAGUGGUUAUUCGGGCCGUCGGGGGCUCCGGGUGCCCCUGGAGCCCCCGUGGGCAAAGGUAAAGCGAAAUCUGGGUCAAGCCACAAGUCCUCUGGCCCAGACUCUGGGAUGAGUGGUGCUUCAGUGAAGUUCGCCGGCCAAACCGCUACGAAGCCCUCGCCAGCUCCCAGUGCUAAUGAGGGCAGAGUCAGACAAACUAGGCCAGGUCCAAGCCAGGGGCCGGGCGCCGGGCCGACAAGCAGUCCGCCUAUGUUUGGUAUGAUGCCUCCGCCCAGCGAGCCUGUCCAGAUGAAUUCCGCAUUGCGAGCCAUGCAGGCCAGCAUUCGGGAUCCAGCUUAUGCAGUGAGCCAAGAGCCAAAAGGGGCGUCGCCGCCACGAGAUCUCGAAGACGAGACUUCUAAAGCGUUUGCUGAACAUGCUGAAAUCGCUAAAGCAUUCGAGAUCUUCAAAAGGACUCUAGGUCCUGAAUUCGAUCCCUUGCCAGCUCCUGAGUCACCCAUAGCAACACCAUUCGGGCCGGCUCUGGUAUACAGGAAUGCAGCAAUAGCUUGCACAAUGGCGUUCUACAACGUUGGGCGCAUUUUAUUGCAGCGUUUGCAUCCAGAAAUGCAUCCUGCCGCGAUGAUAUCGGCUGGCGUCACGGCACAUCUUACGCGCGACUAUGCUCAGAACGUGGGCAAGAUCUGUGCAGGGCUCUAUUCAACACAAAGAUAUGGUCAAAGCGGAGCCCUGGACCCUGCCUUCGGCGGUGAAUUGAUGGAGAGUACAUUUCCACUUCUCUUUGCUGGUGUGCAAUACACCGAUGCUGGCCAGCGUGGGUGGACCAUCAGCAAGCUCCAAGACGUUGCAACGAGGUGCGGCUGGCGAACGUCCGCUGCCAUUGCCGCUGCUUGCGAGAUAGCCUGGGAAAAGAUGGGUCAGGCGGGAAAGGCUCCUCCUUACCAUCGUACGCUCAGUAGACAUGACAAAGACGCCCGCGUCAACGGUGCAAGGUUGAGAGGGGCUCCCGCUGCAGGCCAAGAUGAUGGUGGACAGCAGAAGUCGGCUGCUGAGGCCGCACAUGAGUCCGAAUUUGUCCAUCACGAUCGCAGCUUGAUCGACCGAUCCGGUUCCACCAGAGUGCACUGGGCACUAGGCUUACUCUCUGUCGAGGAAGAUAUCAAGAGAAUGAAUCUGGAAAAUGGAUGA
This is a messenger RNA of Capronia coronata CBS 617.96, 3252 nucleotides long. RefSeq lists its product as uncharacterized. The record is from RefSeq and is a predicted model, not a curated record. Gene Ontology annotation, molecular function: transcription cis-regulatory region binding; DNA-binding transcription factor activity, RNA polymerase II-specific; zinc ion binding. Lineage: Eukaryota; Fungi; Ascomycota; Eurotiomycetes; Chaetothyriales; Herpotrichiellaceae. Bases 1 to 3252 code for a protein of 1083 amino acids. Gene Ontology annotation, cellular component: nucleus. The transcript is spliced from 4 exons. Gene Ontology annotation, biological process: positive regulation of transcription by RNA polymerase II.